Jaminaea rosea is the source of this 1586-nucleotide messenger RNA. RefSeq names its product vitamin B6 biosynthesis protein. Gene Ontology annotation, molecular function: amine-lyase activity. Gene Ontology annotation, biological process: amino acid metabolic process; pyridoxine biosynthetic process; pyridoxal 5'-phosphate biosynthetic process. The record is from RefSeq and is a predicted model, not a curated record. The transcript is spliced from 3 exons. Lineage: Eukaryota; Fungi; Basidiomycota; Exobasidiomycetes; Microstromatales. Bases 237 to 1244 code for a protein of 335 amino acids.
UUUCCCCGACGCAGAGGCUGCCUCUCCGGUCGGCCCCAGAGUCAAGUCGAGUCCAAAAAUCACAGAGUGGCCGAGACGGCGACGGGCGACGGCGACGACGACGACGACGACUCGGCUCGAGUCAGCAAAGUCAGGCGGAGGCCAACGACAGGCCGAUGAUUAAAAUCAGAGCUCUCGGUGUGACCGAUUCUUCCCUUCUCACCCCAUCCUACCAACUUCACACCGCGCCCGCCAGAAUGUCUGCAGAGAACCCUACGAUCAUCCACAGCAACGGUACCGGCGCUGCGCCUGCUGCUGCCACCAACGGUAUCGACAAGGCGGCCCUCUCUCGCUCGGUCACUGGCUCCUACAAGCCCGAGUCGAGCAACCUCGGCACUUUUGGUGUCAAGAGUGGUUUGGCCCAGAUGCUCAAGGGCGGUGUCAUCAUGGACGUCGUCAACGCCGAGCAGGCCCGUAUCGCCGAGGAGGCUGGCGCAUGUGCCGUCAUGGCCCUCGAGCGAGUCCCUGCAGACAUCCGUGUUGAGGGAGGUGUAGCACGCAUGUCCGACCCCAAGCUCAUCCAGGAGAUCAUCGAGGCCGUCUCGAUUCCAGUCAUGGCAAAGUGCCGUAUUGGCCACUUUGUCGAGGCGCAGAUCCUUCAAUCGCUCAAUGUCGACUACAUCGACGAGUCCGAGGUGCUCACGCCCGCUGACGAUGAGCACCACAUCAACAAGCACAACUUCAAGGUGCCCUUUGUCUGCGGCUGCAGGAACUUGGGUGAGGCACUCAGGCGCAUCUCCGAGGGUGCCGCCAUGAUCCGCACCAAGGGCGAGGCUGGCACAGGCAACGUCGUUGAGGCCGUCCGUCACCAGCGCACCGUCCAGGCCGAGAUCCGUCGCGCCGCAAGCAUGAACGACGAGGAGCUCUACGCCUACGCCAAGGAGAUCUCGGCUCCUUUCCACCUCCUGAAGGAGACUGCUCGCCUGAAGCGCCUCCCCGUCGUCAACUUCGCCGCCGGUGGAGUGGCCACUCCCGCUGACGCUGCACUUAUGAUGCAGCUGGGCUCGGACGGUGUCUUCGUGGGAUCCGGUAUCUUCAAGGGCAAGAACCAGGCAGAGCGUGCCAAGGCCAUCGUGCAGUCUGUGGCUCACUACGAGGACCCGAGCAAGCUGGCGGAGGUCAGCACCGGGCUGGGAGAGGCGAUGGUUGGACUGACGAUCAGUGAGAACAUGCCUGGAGGCAAGAUGUCGGGGCGUGGGUGGUAGACGAGAGUCACGGGCGCACAUAAAAGCAGAAGCAUAGAGGAUGUGGGGAGGAGAGGUCGAAGAAGUUAUAAGGAUGCGCGGCCUUGCUUCACCACUCUCUUCAUCUUGCAAAAGGAGCAGACUGCUCAGAUGAAAUUGCCAUACAGUCACAGAAGACCGCAAAGCCUGCUGUCUGCAGCCUUCGAGCCAAAGACUCAGGCGGGGUCGUCUACGGUCGCGCGAUCACGCUUCUCACUCUGGAUACUUGCACAUUGAAUGCAGAUGGUGGCAGGGCGAGACAUAUGCUCGCUUGUUCGCUUUCGAUUUUGGGAGUAAAAAAGAUGAGACGAGAUGAGGUCACAC